Dicentrarchus labrax (European seabass) is the source of this 7516-nucleotide messenger RNA. It is a transcript of the gene narf, whose product is annotated as nuclear prelamin A recognition factor. Bases 167 to 1552 code for a protein of 461 amino acids. Gene Ontology annotation, molecular function: lamin binding. Lineage: Eukaryota; Metazoa; Chordata; Actinopteri; Moronidae. Gene Ontology annotation, cellular component: lamin filament. The record is from RefSeq and is a predicted model, not a curated record. The transcript is spliced from 18 exons.
GAGUAACCGCUGGGUUCACCUGCUGUGUAUCAGAGCUCCUGUCUCCUCCUGCCUCCUCCUGUCUCCUCCUGCCAGUGGCUGCUCCUCUGACUGUCCUCUGCGUUUGUUCCAUGUCUUUGUUUGAAAGAGCAGUGAAAUAGAAACCGUCCGAUAACCGCCAAGGAAAAUGUCUGAGGUCAACAUAGCAAAGCGCAAGGAGAAGUGUGAGAACUGCACCAAACAGUGCAACAAGAAGCAGGGUGAUGAUGGCGCCAACUCACACCAGGAGAGCGAUGAAGUCAAUGGACAGGUGCAUGAAGGAUCCCAGUUGCUGCUGAGUGCCUGUCUGUCUUGUGAUGGCUGCCUAACAGAGGAGGAGAGCCUGAAGAUCUCUCAGCAGAGCCUGCAGGAAGUGGAACGGGUUCUGGCACUCAAUAAGAAGUGUGACGUGUCGAAGCACAAGGUGCUGGUAGCGUCCAUUUGUCCGCAGUCUCUGCCUUUCUUUGCUGUUAAGUUUGGUCUGGACGUCACUGAGGCCGCCCACAAGCUCUGUGGCUUCCUCAAGAGUUUAGGAGUGCAGUAUGUGUUCGACACCACUCUGGCGGCUGGCUUCAGCAUCUUAGAGAGCCAGAAGGAGUUUAUUCAGAGGUACCGAAGGAGGCACCAUGACACCCACGCCAUGCCCAUGUUCACCUCCUCCUGCCCAGGGUGGAUCCGCUAUUCAGAGCGUGUUCUGGGCAGUUUGGUCACCCCUCAUAUCUGCACAGCCAGGUCUCCUCAGCAGAUCAUGGGCUGUCUGGUUAAAGACUACUUCUCUAAACAGCAGAAGCUGAGUCCAGAGAAAGUCUACCACGUGUUGGUGGCUCCCUGCUUUGAUAAGAAACUGGAGGCUGUCAGAGAGGAGUUUUACAACAGCCUGCUAGAGACCAGAGAUGUGGACUGUGUCCUCACCUCAGGGGAGAUCUAUUGCCUGAUGGAGCAGAGGAAGGUUUCAGUGGAGGGACCGGACUCAGUUCCACUGGACCAUGUGCUGGGAGAGGCUGGAGACGUGGCGCUGGUGAGGCACGAGGGCCGAGGUUCUGAAGGCUUCCUGGAACACAUCUUCAAACAUGCAGCCAAAGAGCUCUUUGGUCUGGACGUCCAUGAGAUCACAUACAAGAACCUCAGGAACCGAGACUUCCAGGAAGUAACUCUGGAGCGGGAUGGGGAGACUCUGCUGCAGUUUGCUGCUGUCUACGGUUUCAGGAACAUCCAGACUCUGGUUCACCGGAUGAGAAAGGGGCGGGUGCCUUACCAGCUGGUGGAGGUGCUUUCCUGCCCAGGAGGGUGCUUGAGCGGUCGCGGGCAGGCGGAGAGCGAGGCGGGAGGCCGGGUGGAUAAAGCCCUAGUCCAGCAGAUGGAGGAGGCGUACAGCAGCUUGCCAGUCCGUCUCCCGGAGGUCAACCCCGCCCUGCACACCCUCUAUCAAGACUGGCUGCAGGGCCAGGACUCCUCGCAGGCCAGUGCACUCCUGCACACCCAGUACAGAAACCAGACUCAGAGCCACACGCAGCCCCCACACAUGCAGUGGUGAGGAGAAAAAGGGGUGUUUUUACUCUGAGGACAUGAUGGAAGUUGAGUGGUUGCCGCCUCUAGCAUUUAAUCUGAUUCUGCUUGGACCGUCUCAUCGAUCAUGUCGGCACCAUAAAGGACCACAGCAAUUCUUCCAUUUGGCCACAGGGGGGCGAUGUCUGUAUUUAAAACUUGUGGAUCUCCCGUGCCAAACCUGAGCCUGAGGACAAACGUGCAGUAACACACACUUUCUUAUCAUUUUAUGCAGACUGAGGCAGUGAUGUCAUUACACUGCAGAUAACGGGAACAUUACAGGAAGUCUGUAGCAAACUACGUGAACUAUUUAUGUGCAUUUACAGAGCAAUAAGCCACUGAGAAAGCGUAGAACAACUGGAGCUCAUGAAGGGAACAUGCGGAUGCUGAAUGUUGAGGAGUCCAAUAUAACCUGUCCAUUAUGAAACCUGCUUGUGUUAAAGGUUGUCUCCACUGUUCCUCCCUGAGAGACACCGGUUGAUCUCAAACACAUUGAUAACUAUGCAACAGUGCGACCGUCUUAUCUCAGCCGUCCUAGUCAAUGGAAAGUAAGGCUGCUGCUUUAUGAUUCAAAGGUUCAAAGUCUUUCUAAUAACCCGACAGUGUUGGCUUAUGUGUAACUACCAGCCCAGUGUGUGGUUGAUCCGUCCCAGUGAAGAAUCAAGAGUAAUUAUUUUUUAAAUGGUACAAGAUGCUUUCAUUUGUAUUAUCACUUUGUUCCCAUUCCACAAACUCGUCAUUUUAAGUUAUGUUGUUUUUCCUUCUUUGUUUUACGAGAUCAAACAUACAUGUUAAUGAAGCACUAAAAUCUUCUGACGAUUGAAGUGUUGUCUCAUUUCAUCGUAGAGUGUGUGUGGAUUAACCCGUCGUUCAUGAACAGAGGCAGAACCUUUGGAAAUGUGUGCUACUGCUAAUCCACAAAACAGUUUUUAAUGUUAAAACUAACUUGUCAAACGGAGGUCUGUGGAUUGUCCAGCGUGUUUUUCCAAUGCUGUGAGCUCCACUGAUGAAACUUCAUUGUGAUAUCCCAAAAUCUUAGGGAAUUUAAGCAGAACUGCUCACAUGAUGAGAUAUAAUGAAGGUUUUUUUUUUUGUUUUUUGUCAUUUGAUUGAAACCUUUUAAAAGUGUUUCAUGUGUACAGUGUGCAAACCAUAGUGCUGUACAGUUAAUUUAUUGAUGCAAAAUUAAAGUCUAAUUUAAUCGUUUUUUGUUAAUCAAACUGCUGAAAUGAUUUAUGGUGUAAGGAUGUUAAUCCCUGCUUCUCAAAUGUAAAACCUGUGCUGCUUAUAUCACUGGGAAUGGAAUAUCUUUGGAUUUUGGAAAUCAAGCAAUUUGAGGACGUCACCUUGGAUUGUUGGAAAUUUAAAUUGGCCUUUAUUUGACUAGUAAAAACAAUGUUUAUUUGUUUUGAUCCCCAUUAGCUUCCACAGAGUGGUUGUUGGUGUUACCGGGGUCCACACAAAGCAUUAAAACCACUUGUGCAACACUGGAGAAAGGUGCAAACAGCUCAUCUGGUUCUGCCAGAAAUUCUAAACUUUCCCUACCCAUCCCUCCAGUUUCCAGCUUUUUAAUCUGAGCAAAGGAAUGUAAUUCAUUGUUGUUGUGUUCAAGGAGGUGCGUGCUGUUGUUUUGGGCUAACGGCCGCAGUGUACGUUGAGUUCCUGGAGUAUGAUUCACCUUGAGGCUGGCAGAUGCCCAAAGAGACUAACAGACAUUUCCAGUGAAAAUGCUACAGAGGCCAGUACUAACUUGUUUGUAGACGUGAUGCCACCGGAUAAGCAGUGCUCACUGUCCUGUAUUAUACCUAUGACAAAAAUACACAUUUUCACCUAAGACUGGGAGUAUUAUUCCGAAGGAUAUUUGGCAUGAAUAGAUAGAUUUUGAUUUAACCGCCACAGUUAUCCAUAAUCGUCGCUGAUGCAUUGUGUUCUCAAGGAAAGAAUAAAGAAGAAUCAAUCUGGCUGCUCUGUUCUGCACGGUUUUUAUUAAUAUUUCCCAUCAGACACCAAGUGAUCAGUCUAAUCAGUACAAGAUGUAAUGCCUACUAAUGCUUUUAAUCAAUACACAAAUUGAGCUGGGUGGCUUUAGCAAGAAGAUCCCUCCACCUGAAAACAUUAGCUAUGGCAGCUAAUUUCCUCAUUCAGCCGUUCAGCUUUGGUUUUGAGAUUAAUACACAUGCACAUUCUCUUUCAGCUCUUCUCAAGAUCCAUAUGUCCUUCUUCAUGGGGUUUACCUGCUGCUCAACUCUCACCUGAACCCCCCCCCCCACCAAUUGUGUCAACAAGAAGAGUCCUAUUAACACACCAUAGUAUUUGCUCCCAACGCUCUGAACUCACCUGAAACAAAUGAUUAAUGAAAAUUAAAUUUUUAUGAGCGGUUAUAUGCACUCAAACUCAUAUUUGACCUUCUGCCCCAUUUGGAACAACAUUUUCUCCUCCUCCCUUUCACCAUCUCUGACUUUCCCUUUUUUCCUACCUCCGAGCGUCAUUCUCUUUCAUCUCUUUGUUCCUAGCAGAUGGAAAUACCCCCCAGGUGUAGUGCGUUGGUUGGCAGGUGGAUCUUUAAAAGGCAUCUUGUGUUUUUCUGGAGUCAUUCACCGAUGUUCACGUCAGACAGAAGCACUCUACGGGUUUCUGACACUGUGGAAGCUCCAGGAUGUCCUGCCUGUGGAUGUGUUUGAGUCUGCUCUACGCUGCUUCUUUUCCACAAAGCAGUGCAUCGGAGAAAGGAGUGUCACUGAUGUGCAACCAAACGGAUGUUGAACCUGGAGGAACAGUGACACUAAACUGCACUAUAAAGUUUAAGGUGGGCGACCGAUGUUCUGUUUGUGGAUAUUCCUGGAAUAACAUACACGGCAGCCUGAAUUGUACUGGUGACUCGAAAUACAAGUGUGACUGGGAUAAUCAGACCUAUGUGUCACUGACCAUCUGGAAUGUCACUAAGGAGGAAACUUACAGUGUUUCCAUACACACAAACUGUGGUAUUGAUAACUCAUCUAUCAAAGUACAACUGAACUUAAAGCCUGUUUCUGUGGGAGAAACAACAAAGCCUGAGGAGCCUGAGGAGCCUUCCAACACUCUUGUGUUAAUCGCUGUAUUGAUUGUUUUCACCGCCAUGGUUGUUUUUGGCAUUUUGUGUUUCCUGUUACGAACUGAGAGAUGCAAAAACAUAAUCAAAACCAUCAAAACGGGAAAUUCUCACGGAGCCUUCACACCGGAGAAAGAAUGCUUCACUGAAUGCUCGACGAGCUCUGAAAGUUUUGUUUAAGCAUCUGUUCUGUUCAGUUAUUCCUCUCCACAGCUGGCUGGGUUCUUUUUUUUUCUUCAUCUUUGUACAUAUUGAUAAAUGUGAAUAUGAUGAUUUGAUCUGGUUGAAGAAUACUACUCAGUUUGUGAAAACCGUUGUAUAAAGUCUUCUGGGGCUCUGAUGGCAGCUCUCUUAAUUCCAACAAUCUUUUAACAUUGUCAGGCUCACAGUGGGCAGUUUUUUUGUUUUGUUUUUUUAAUAUAAAAAUGUAUGCAACAGAACCAGAGAUAUCAUCCCACCUCAUUCCAGACAUACGUCUUCCAUGUCAAAACUUGGCAACCCACAAUGCAACUCAACCGCAGACAGUAGCCCAAUGUAGCCUCUAGUCUGUGACAGGAAGAGGAGUGGGCUACAGAGGUCUGCUAAGCUCACUCCUUUCAAACUCCAAGCCCUCAGAUUAUUUUCUUUUUCAUUUUCAAACUUGUAACUCUGAUGUGUGAAAUUGACGUAGUUCUCCUUUAAAGCAGCAACCAGGAGCUUUCAUUUUGUGGUGAAUCUUGCGGCCCCUGUGGACAAAAGAGGGUAGUGUUUCUAUCGCCUCGUUUCACUGAUUUCCAGUGGGAAUCCAACUGAAUCCGACCCAGUGGCAGGCGUUAAGAAUAACUACAUAGAAAUAACUAAUCUUCUCGCUGAUGUUCUUGUUUGUUUAUGUAGCUCAGUGGUUCUCAAACUUUUUCAUUAACGUACCCUCUUUGAAAUAUUUUUUCAGCCUAGUACCCCCUCACCAGUGCAAAAAGAGGUAUAAUACAGCGCAACCGUGUAACUAAAAAACACUUGAAUGCUAAAUUUCAAACAUUUAGAAUCCAUUACUAAAUUCAUGGGCAAACAAUGAUCUCAUUGUCUGUGGCAGGGAGGCAUCUACAGAGAUCAAACUCUUUUUGAAUAUAAAAUCUGGUUUAUCGAACAUAGUAUUGUAGUAUCAUUAUUUGGGGAAUUCUGCAUCACAAAUAUUUUUUAAAUUAACAUAAAGAAAAAGAAAAUCUCACGCAUACCCCCGUUUGAGAAACACUGAUCCGGGUCACUAAAUUAAGACUUGGAGACGACAAGAAACUGCAAUCAUUAUAACCUUAGUCUUUGAAACAUGGGCAUUUAUCAAGCAGCGGAAGACUAAUAAAAGACACUAUUGGGUUGCAUUGUGGGAAAUAAAGAGAACCGCACUGAUUUUUUAUCACUUUUUAAAAAAAUCUUACUCACAAGUCUACAACUUUAUGGGUGUGCAGUAAAAGGCCUUUCAAAGCAACUCAUUGUACAAAAAAGUAGACAGUAACUGUGAUAUUGUUGACUGUAAAAUGAAUGUUUGAUAUAAUGUGUAGGAUAUACUGGGUGUUUAGAUUAUGACUAACUGAACCAUGAGCAGGGGAACAUAUCUUUGAAUAAAGUUUUGUCACUACCAAGCGCUUACGAGUCUUUGAUCUGAUGCAGCACAGCAGCCACACAGCUGAUAAACAAGCAACAAGUAUCACACUUCCUUUUGUACAUCUCACAUCCCCUUUUAAGUUCUCAUGUGAACGUCUGUCAGUCAGUCACACUGAGGCGCCUCGGGCUGAGUCUGUGGUAGCCUGCCUGCAGCCCAGCUCACGGGAUGAAAGCCCACUGGUGGAGCUGUGUGUUGGGAUUACUCUACAUGCCUGCUGGGGUAAUACUCAGCCCCUGGACAGUUUCUCAAGAACCCAUGUCCAUCUCUCUAAUGAGAGUCAACUCAUCUGCUGAGAUCACAUGCUCCACAUCGUUGUCUAACCCGAUGGGGCUCUACCUGCGCAGGGGUUUGCAAAACAACAAGGACAUUAUAUACCUGAGCUUGGACAAGGGAAAUAUCAACAGGCAUACCACAGCUGCAGAAUUUAAAGGCCGAGUUCACAUUGCUGACGGGGAGAUCAAGGAGGGCAAAAGAUUCACCGUGCAGCUGGCUCUGCUGGCGUUGGACGACACCAACUGGUAUUACUGCAGCUGGGAAAACUUCAAUUCAGAGACGGCAGAGACACAAACCCUGUCCAGCAAUGGCACCAUUAUCAUUGUCACAGAGCGAGGUCCCCAGGAACAAUGCCAGACCCCCAUUUGGGAUCUCGUCUUAAUUGCCUUGAGUGUGAUAGCAUUCACUGUCAUAUUAUCCCUCGUCAUCGGAGCUCUGGUCAUGAGAUGCAGAUUUAGGAAGCACUUCAGGCCUGCCAGAGUUACGAGUCCACCCAGACCUCCCAGACCUCGGCGCGUCUGUCCCGAGCACCGUCCCUACUUAGUCACUUCUGUAAAUACUUUGGACUACAGAGGGAUCCUCUAAUGCGAAAGAGUCGAUGUGAUGAUGAAGAUUAAAAAAGAAAAAAUCAGUGUUGACAUGUGUAAAAUUGUAAUAGAUAAUUCAGAUGUGUUUUGAGUCAGAAGCCUAACCCCAGGCAAGGUGUCUCACUUUUUUGGUUUUUUCUCUUCUUCAUUUCCUUUUAUACAAUUUUGUGUUUUGUUGAGUUACCACAUCCUGGCUCAUGUGUAGUGUACAGGUGUGAUGGUGCAUGUGAACAGUGCCGGGGAAGAAAAACUGCAGAGCCGGCACUUUUGUUGUUCUACUGUAUGUGUUAAGUUACAUGUGGUCUUGACCUGUUGCCUUUUGUGUCCUCUUCUCAUAUGUACAUACAUUAAAAUCUAAGCUUCUGCCAA